GUUAAACAGAACAGAGCUUCAUCACUGAUAGCGGUGAUGAUGAUGAUGAUGGCGGCGUUGAUGGAAUUCAUAUAUGUUGUGUAUUGAGUCUACAGUGACGUAGCAACAGCGUCUACGUCACAGGCGCGGCGCGCGCUUAAAGAAGAGUCUCGGUGUCUCUGACUCUAAGUAUUGAUUUGGUUUUACAGCAGUGAAGUCAGUAAAUUGAUGUAGGACCGAAUUCUCUAUAAUGCCCUUUAUAUUAAGCAAUUUUCCGAGUUUAGGGUUAAAAAUGAAAGACUUCUCACUGCGCCACCUGCUGUGUGCGGGUGUAGCUGCAGUCACGGCUGCUAUAUUUUAUCGUUACAUAAAGAGGAGAAGAGCUGCGGAGAAAAAAGCGAAACCCACUGAACCUAAACACGAAGUCUCUGAGACACAGACUGUCUGCACUGUUCCUGAGAAAAUUAUUCCAGAUGUUGAGAACAACCAAGAGAUCUCCAGCCUGAAAGGAACAGAGAGCUCUGACCUGGAGGACAUAGAAAUCACAGACAGCCCACACCUGGAGAACACAGAGUCGACCAGCCAGGAGAACACAGAGAGCUCUGACCUGGAGGACAUAGAAAUCACAGACAGCCCACACCUGGAGAACACAGAGUCGACCAGCCAGGAGAACACAGAGAGCUCUGACCUGGAUGACAUAGAAAUCAUAGAAAUUCCACACCUGGAGAACACAGAGUCCACCAGCCAGGAGAACACAGAGAGCUCUGACCUGGAUGACAUAGAAAUCAUAGAAAUUUCACACCUGGAGAACACAGAGAGCCCUGACCUGGAUGACAUAGAAAUCAUAGAAAUUCCACACCUGGAGAACACAGAGAGCUUUUACCUGGAUGACACAGAAAUCAUAGAAAGCCCACACCUGGAGAACACAGAGAGCUCUGACCUGGAUGACACAGAAAUCAUAGAAAGCCCACACCUGGAGAACUCAGAGAGCAUUGACGUGCAGUUCAUCUUGAGCCUGGAUGAUAUAGAGAGCUAUAACCUCGACAUAGACGGCUCCAAUCUGGAGGACAGAGUGAGGGAGCUAGAGGAUAAACUCUGUAAAGCAUACCAAGUGUUAGAGAAAACAAUUAAGGACAAAGAGGAAGAGUGUAACUCUCACAGACUCCUGAAAGCUCAGUGCAGCAAGAUGGAAGAAGAGCACCAGGAGUUACUGAAGGAGUGUGAACGACAGCAGGAAGCUCACACAGCCCAGAACUUACAGUAUCAGAUGACUUUAAGAGACACAGAGGAAUCGCAAAAGGUCGCUCAGGCUGAAGCUGAGAAGAAAUUUGAGCAGAUAAUGGAAUCCAAUGUUCAACUAGAGAAUGAGAAUUCAGACCUGAAGACCAACAUAGACAAGCUGGAAGGUCGAGUCUGGCAGCUGGAGGAACUGCUGUGUGAUGCAGAAAAGAUGUACAAUUCGAUUAAUCAGGAUUACGAGCAAAUGAGGAAGGCUUACAGCAACCUAAAGUCACAGCAUGAGGAGGUGCUGAUACAGCAUGAUGAGGCUCUAAAGGAGCGUGAGCAAGAGAGGGACACUUGCAGCAUCCUCCUUACACAGAGUAAUCAUUUAAAGGCCACUCUGUAUGAAACUGUGGAGAAAUAUGAGACGCAGAAGGAGUUAAAUGGUGAGCUAAGGGAUAAGAACUCUGAACUGCAGGACGAAGUGAACAAGCUCCAGUCCUCAGUGCGCUGGCUCAACGAAGAACUCUGUAAGGCUCAGGAGAACUUUGAAACGAUAACCAAGAAGCGUGAAGAAGAGCAGGAGGUUUACCGCAUGCUCCAGUCACAGAAUGAUGAGUUCAAGAAGCUGUUAAACCAUAAUGAGCAGCUGCUACAGGACACUCUAGCUGAAGCUGAGAACAAACUCAAGCAGAAGGUGGAAUCUGAUACUCAGCUGGAGACGAAGGAGUCAGAUCUGGAAGGCUUGGAGCCAGUGGAGACCAGUGAAGACAUGACUUCUGCAGGAUCUCAGAAAUCAUCAGGAAUGGGCUGGUUGUUUGGAUUUCGGUUUUAAAAGCCUGUAGUAACUCUAACAAAAAGGAUAUAUAUCACAUUUUCAUUCUCUUUAUUAAUAAAUCCAUGUUCUAAUAAACACUGAACUGUAGGAGUACACUUUAUAACACUUUAUUAACAGGCUUAUAAAACUUUAUAUACACGUUAUAACAAUUUAUAUACAUGUUAUAAUACUAUUUACAGGUUAUAAAACUUUAUAUACAUGCUUUGCUCAUCAGGGAUAAAUACACAUCGUUCA
Messenger RNA from Silurus meridionalis, 2272 nucleotides. Its product is annotated as golgin subfamily A member 6-like protein 6. The record is from RefSeq and is a predicted model, not a curated record. Lineage: Eukaryota; Metazoa; Chordata; Actinopteri; Siluriformes; Siluridae. The transcript has 10 exons. The coding region runs from base 230 to 2035 and encodes 601 amino acids.